This is a messenger RNA of Linum trigynum, 1382 nucleotides long. Lineage: Eukaryota; Viridiplantae; Streptophyta; Magnoliopsida; Malpighiales; Linaceae. The record is from the annotation of a GenBank genome assembly.
UCAUUUUGGAGUUGAACUUCUAAAUCUCUCUCAAGAGCCGGCUCAAUAUGCCGCUCCCGGUUACUCUCCUCUCAAUACUGACUUGAGCUUCGGAGCAGGUCCCCGCCGACCACCGGCCGGCGGGUCCUUUUGUUUUGCAGGUGUCCAUCUCGGAGGCUGGUGGUGGCGGACGUUGGACAGGAAGAUAGGCGCUCACCGGACCUCAAACACAUUGAAGCAGGCUCCUCGGAGCUUGGCAUCAACAAAUAAAGAAUAUCAUGAUCCUCAUAUUAGAAACAAUGAUCUCGGGCUCCCAAGUUAAUGCAUAAAAUGAAGAAUUUAGCUAGGUAAAUUAGGGAUUGGAAGGAGAUUGGGAAUGUAAAUUUGGAAAUUGAAGAGGGAAAGAGGAAGAAGAAGUUGCGGCAGUAGCUAGGAGAAAGAGAGGAAAAACUCGACAGGAGAGAGGGAGGAAGGAAGAGAGUAGGGUUUAGUGAUUUUCGUUCUAUAAUUGCGUAAUUAAUGAUCUUACUAAUUAUAGAAUAUAUAACCUGAUAAAUUUCAUUUUUCUACUCAAACAAUAUGACUUAACGAAAUACUCCCUAAUUAUUCUAAAAAUAGCAAAAUAAUCCAUAAGUGUCACAACCGUCAAUAAACGACAAAUGAGUUCAAAUGAUUAAAAUAGCAAAUAUCUGUGUUUCUAACAUCCUGGCCUCCUUGAGAACAACCUUGACCUCAAGGUUGAUCCUCCACGUCUUGGUUCUUCUUCCUUGCCUCCUUGGUCUGACGGUCUCAUCCUCAGCUUCAUCCUCCCAACGCCCCCAACAACAUCAUCAAGUCGGGCUAGCUCUCUGAUGUCUGAAGGUGAAUCUCUCGUUGCAGCUGACACACUUCCCUUCCCGCCUCUUCUGCUCGAUCUCCGCUGGGGACAACCUGGUGAACCCCUUUGGAGGGGCUCAAGGUCCCAGUCGAGCUACACAGGGUGUCGUUGCGGCGGCGACCACUACACCUGCUCCUUCCGUCGUGGUCACUCUUCUUCUGCUAGUGGCCACAAUACUGCUGCCAUCUCCUCCAUAAGCCUUUUGGUAGCAUCCUAUGGUGUUUCUCCAGCUGGCUAUCUCAUCCUCCUUGGACCUGCAAGUCUAAACUCCAGGCGUUAGCCUCAAAAACCUUGAUCGCGGAUGCUAUCUCGAGUCGAAGAUCCACCAUACAAAGUCUCAUUAGAGUCUCCUGGAGCACACCCUUUCACUAGUUGCCCAACUUGAGGAACUCUGUCCUGUACUAGGCUACCAUCCCAUUCUGUCGUAACUUAGCCAGCUGCUUCGGUGCCUAGCCCUCUAACUUACCAACUUGAAACCAUAGCUCUUCUUGAACCCACAACUAGGUAAUCAAUGUUUUGGCAUCAA